This is a messenger RNA of Lasiosphaeria miniovina, 861 nucleotides long. RefSeq lists its product as uncharacterized. The record is from RefSeq and is a predicted model, not a curated record. The transcript is spliced from 3 exons. Bases 103 to 747 code for a protein of 214 amino acids. Lineage: Eukaryota; Fungi; Ascomycota; Sordariomycetes; Sordariales; Lasiosphaeriaceae.
GUUUCCUUCUGCAACGACGCGCGGGCUCACAUUUCUCGUCGCGGCCGAAUUUGAAAAUAAAAAGACAACACCUCACUGCUACCCAAUCUGAAUACCGGCAAUAUGAAGCCCAUCACGUUUGCCGACGCAACCCCAGCGAGGCUGAAAGACACCCUUCUCCUGUUCAACCUCAAGUCUGCCGCAGUGCACUACCUCUACGAACUCCUCUCUCGCAACGGAAGCGGCUGUAUCCGCAGCGCUGGCGGCAUCGCGCUGCCAAAUGAGCUUUGGUUCAAGGUGCUCGAACUGUUGGCACAUGACGCGUCCCGUCCGCACCAGCCCUUCUGCUUCGUCAAAGCGUCACUUGUGCCGUCGGGCUCGUUUGGCGGGGCCGAAAAGAUACUCCGCUGCGUGCGACACGACUUUGACCUGGCGCCCGGGCAGCGGCUCGCCGGCAACCUGCAGAACCGCAGAACGGAAGAGUUGCUCUUGGGCAUGACUCUGAAGGAGCACGAGACAUGGUUUCCCAUGUACUACAAUCGGCCCUGCGUCAUGAUCCCGAAUCUCAUCGAGCGUUCCGGCCCAAAUAAUAUCUUCUACGUAUCUUUGCGCGCCGGCACUAGUCUGGGGCCAGAUCUAUCGCGGACUAUGGUGGUUCUCCAUCGCCGGCUCUUUACAAACUCGAACAGUGUGCCACCGUCGGAUUUUAAGAGACAAGGUACGCUUCUGAAGCGUCGACUGAAGGAGCUCGGCUACGGCUCUGGUUGAUUAUGCAUAUAUACGGCGCGAGGCCUCGAAUGUGUAUGGGAACCAGACUUCAAAUGUUUGAUGACCCAUGAUGAAUCUACGAGUUCUGAUCACUCCCUUCAAUUUAGGUUCAGU